Impatiens glandulifera is the source of this 1644-nucleotide messenger RNA. RefSeq names its product transcription initiation factor IIA large subunit-like. Gene Ontology annotation, biological process: transcription initiation at RNA polymerase II promoter; transcription by RNA polymerase II. The transcript is spliced from 11 exons. The coding region runs from base 208 to 1410 and encodes 400 amino acids. NCBI's taxonomy places the organism in Eukaryota, Viridiplantae, Streptophyta, Magnoliopsida, Ericales, Balsaminaceae. The record is from RefSeq and is a predicted model, not a curated record. Gene Ontology annotation, cellular component: transcription factor TFIIA complex.
UCUCUCUCCUCUUUCAUCUUCAUUAUUCAUCUCUCUCUACCAUUCGCCUAUUUGAUUCCUUCUCUUCCCAACCCAUCUAGAGCUCCUCUUACUUCUCAAAUUUAAACUUUUUCGAUUUACCCUUUUCAUUCUAUAACCAAUCGAAUCCGAUCUUCUUCAAUAUUAAAUCCCGGGUUUGAUUCGAACUGAGGGUAGGGAGAGAUCUACAUGGCGACUUCUUCGACGAGCACUGUCUACAUCCAGGUGAUUGAGGAUGUGAUCAGCAAGGUUCGAGAAGAGUUCAUUAGCAACGGAGGUCCUGGUGAUAGUGUCCUCAACGAACUUCAAGGAAUUUGGGAAAUGAAAAUGAUGCAAGUUGGAGCAAUACUGGGUCCUAUAGAUAGGUCUGCUGUGCAGAAAUCAGCACCUGGACCUGCAAUCACACCAGUUCAUGAUCUUAAUGUUCCAUAUGAGGGGAAUGAUGAAUAUGAAACACCCACAACUGAUUUACUUUUUCCACCAACACCAAUGCAAACGCCUUUGCCAGGAACUGCUCAAACACCAUUACCUGGAAUUGUCCAAACGCCUCUACCUGGAACAGCUGACAGCUCAUUGUUCAGCAUUCCUGGUGGUGGUACUCCCAUAUCCCCUAGUGACUAUCAUUCUGUUAAUGAAAAUGGUGGUGUAUCUGAGAUGAAACCUGGGAGGCCUAGCCUAUUCAUGCAACAUCCUUCUCCCUGGAUGAACCAAAGGUCCCCUUUAGGUGUCGACGUAAACAUUGCAUAUGCAGAAGGACGGGAAGAUUUGGAGAGGGGCUUGUCCAAUAGGCCCAUGACCCAGGAUUUCCUCGCUGCGAAUGCUGGAAAGCGUAAACGGGAUGAUUUAGCUUCUAAGUAUCGUGGUGGUGGAUACAUACCACAACAAGAUGGAGCUGGAGAUUCUAUCUUAGAUGAUCCUAAGGCAUGUAAAGAUAAAUCAACUCAAUAUCACAUUGGAAACCUUGAGAUAUUGACCAAAGGGGUAAAGUUGUUUCCAAAGAUUCCUCAACUAGAUGGGCCAAUUCCUGAUCCCUAUGAUGAUAUGCUCUCUACACCCAAUAUAUACAACUAUCAAGGAACUGUCAGUGAGGACUACAACAUAGUCAAUACACCAGCUCCCCAUGAUCAAGCGCCUACUCCUGCUGUAAUCACUCAAAAUGAUGUUGAAGAUGUUGACGAUGAUGAUGAACCCUUGAAUGAGAAUGACGAUGAUGAUGAUUUGGAUGACGUUGAUCAAGGAGAAGAUGUUAAUACACAACACUUAGUUUUGGCUCAGUUUGAAAAGGUUACACGAACAAAGAGCAGGUGGAAAUGCACUCUCAAGGAUGGCAUCAUGCACUUGAAUAACAAGGAUGUUCUCUUCAACAGGGCAAAUGGAGAGUUCGAAUUCUGAAUUCGUUUUGGAAGAAUUUUGGCAGCAUGUUGCAGAUGCUGUUGGGUGUUUGUGGUUUCCUUGUUUUGGUUUUCAGAGAGUUUGUGCGUUCGUUAAUAGUUGGGUCUCGGGUUGUAUAGAACAAACAGAAACAAGGUUUCAUCGACUUGGUAGUAACAGUAAUAGUAGAGUGUAUGUAUGUUAUCCGGAAAUCUGUCUAUUGUUAAGAAUUUAUUUAUAGCAGUUAUCACUCUA